AUGCCUAGAUCUCAGCGUACAGGUGAUUUGAUUUACAAUCUGGAAAUCGAAAAAGAAGCAAGGCGUUUGGCGAAGGAAAAGCGAAUUGAACGUGGUCAAACUUCUAAUCCUCACGGGGACCCGGAGGUUGAAACCGAGUCAUUAAGUGAUAUAGAACCCGAUUCUAGUCCCGACCCUCGCCAAGAAAUUCCCGAAACACCACCCCUACAACAAAACCCACCCAUUAUUGAACCAAUUGCAAUGGCGGACGGAGGAGAAGUUCCCGAAAGAACUUUGAGUGGCAAACAAGUCGGAGAAAGUACUUCAAAGAAGAAGCCAAGGGAAGAAGAGGAAGAAAUAGAGAUCAUUCCCAUUGAAGAACCUAUAGUCAAGAACGAUGCACAAGUCGGAGCCCCAAAGAAGACUACCCCUUUAGUAACACCGAUAGCCACUCAACCACCGUUCCCCUCCCGACUUGCAACCUCAAAGAAGAAUAUGGAGGAGAAAGAGAUUUUGGACACCUUCCGAAAGGUGGAAGUAAACAUCCCUCUACUUGAUGCAAUCAAGCAAAUUCCGAGAUAUGAAAAGAAACUUCCACCCAAAUGCAAAGAUCCCGGGAUGUUCACGGUUCCUUGCAAGAUUGGAGAUGUCACUUUUAGUAGUGCUAUGCUUGAUCUUGGUGCCUCUAUCAAUGUCAUGCCCUAUUCGGUGUAUGAAUCAUUGAAUGUCGGACCCUUAAGUGAAACCGGUGUCAUAAUCUCUCUUGCGGAUAAAUCAAGUGUCUUUCCUAGAGGUGUUUUGGAAGAUGUCCUAGUGCAAGUGAACCAAUUGGUCUUCCCGGCGGAUUUCUAUGUGAUUGAUCUAGAUGAGCAAGUGUCCUCCAAAUCGGCUCUAAUCUUUCUUGGGAGACCGUUCUUGAAGACGGCUAGGACAAAGAUCGAUGUGUAUGCGGGAAGUUUGACAAUGGAGUUUGAUGGCGAAACAAUAAGUUUUAAUAUUUAUGAUGCCAUGAGAUAUCCUAGUGAUGUUUCAUCUUUGUACUUUGUUGAUGUUGUCGAGCCAAUCACUCAAGAAUUGUUCGAGUUAUCUAACGGUGAUAUAUUGGAGAUGAUCUUAAGCAAAGGAUUCGAUUGUGGGAAGCUAGCCGAGUAA
Molecule: messenger RNA, 1131 nt
Organism: Lactuca sativa (garden lettuce)
Lineage: Eukaryota; Viridiplantae; Streptophyta; Magnoliopsida; Asterales; Asteraceae
Source: RefSeq, a predicted model, not a curated record